AUGCUUGAUGUGGAGCUACCAUCAGAGUUCUGCACCGAGCCACCCAAGUCAAAGUCCAGGAGACUGGCACCCAGAGCCUCUGUUCCACUUGUAAAGUCAGAGGACUUGGGCGGCGCUCUAGAUCAGGAGAACAUUCCAGACCAUGCCAGCUCGGUGAAUGGCAUCAUAGAGCCAGUGCCAACACCCAAAGCGAAGAGGGGCCGGAAGGCCAAAGAGCCAGCAGUGAAGGGUGAGCAUCUGGAGCCGGAGGGUAGUGCAAAGAAGAAGGCGCCGAGGGCAGGCAAGGCUGCAGUAAAGCCAGAUCCGGAGCCCCACGUGCUGGCAGACACAGAAGGCAGCCCGUCGAAAAUAACAAAGAAAAUCACCCAGCGCGUCAGACAGAGCAUAAAGGUGGAAGUGAAGACGGAAGACUCGCUGUCUCUGGAUGACGCAGGAGCAAGUGUCGAGGUGGCAGCCACGCAGGUGGUGAAGAAGAAGGCUGUACGCAAGAAAAAGGAGCCGGAUCCACUCCCGUUCACGGAUCCCACGCCAGAGCUGCUGGAGGGGCUCAAGGAUUUUGUCCCAGGGCCUCGGCCCAUUCCCAAUUUGGGGUAUGCCUGCCUGUGCUGUGCUCUGCGUGAGCUCAAGCCUCCCAUCUUCACCAGCAGGGACCUCAUCAAGCGGACGCUGGAUGAGAAAGGGCUUCCAUACCUGGGGGAGCUGUGCCUGGCCAACUCCAGGGAUCUUGCGCGCCUGAUACAGUGGAACCAGGAGCAUGGCAUCCGCUUCUUCAGGAUGUCCAGUGUGAUCUGGCCCUGGAUGGGGUCCUUUGACCCCAAGGAGCUGCCCCAGUAUGAGGAGAUCAAGCAGGCCCUGGCCUUUGCCGGGAAGCUGGCGAGAGCCUACGAUCAGCGCGUGACGUUCCAUCCCUCCCACUUUGUGAAACUGGGCGGGCCAGUGGAGGCGCUCACCCAGAAGAGCAUCAACGAGCUGGAGGGCCAUGCACAGAUCCUGGACCUCAUGGGCUACGACACCCCCUCCGUGUGGAACAAGAUCAACAUCCAUGUGGGGGGAUCGUAUGGCGACAAGCAGGCCACCAUGGAGCGAUGGGCGGCUGCCUACAACCGACUCACACCCAGCUGCCGUCUGCGCAUGACAGUGGAGAACGAUGACCGGCCCAACUCCUACAGCGUCAGAGACCUGUUGGAGUUACACCGCCUUUGCGGGGUUCCCAUCGUCUUUGACUUUCACCACUGGAAGUUUUGCGAAGGCGACAUGACUCAGGAGGAGGCGCUGCGGGCAGCAAUCGCCACUUGGCCCAAGGGCAUCAGGCCCGUCGUCCACUGGAGCGAGAGCCAGGAGGGGCGCAUCCCGCACGCCCACUCAGACUACAUCAAGGGACCCAUGAACCUGUAUGGGCUUGAGGCCGAGGUGGACGUGAUGAUCGAGGCCAAGGCCAAGGAAAGGUCCCUCCUCUGUUUCAGAGAUGGGCUGCCCAUCCCUGCAGUGGACAUUCCCUCUGAGGACCCUGGAGCGGGACGCAAGGCUGCCGCAGCAGCGCCCUUUCUGGAUGACUAG
Auxenochlorella protothecoides is the source of this 1557-nucleotide messenger RNA. Its product is annotated as UV-damage endonuclease. Bases 1 to 1557 code for a protein of 518 amino acids. The record is from RefSeq and is a predicted model, not a curated record. Gene Ontology annotation, molecular function: endonuclease activity. The transcript is spliced from 8 exons. Lineage: Eukaryota; Viridiplantae; Chlorophyta; Trebouxiophyceae; Chlorellales; Chlorellaceae. Gene Ontology annotation, biological process: nucleotide-excision repair; response to UV.